AUGAAGACCGAUGGCGAAAAGGUAGCAGCAGCGAUGCAACAUUUUUGCCCCCGCAGGGAUUUCGUCCAGAAGGCGAAAUCCCGAGGAGGCACUCUAGUAACUCGCGCGUAUAUUAAGGAAAGUACUUACAGUUAGAAUAUACAGUCAGUAUGAAAAAAAAAUCUCGAUUUGCUUGAAGAGGGGCCGCGAGGAAUCGGUAGGUAAUGAUGACUAUUGUUUGCGCCCGCAAGUACGAAAUGGUUAGGAUGACGUAAAGACAGAAAAUCUCGAGGGGACCGGUUAGGUAGAUUUUGUGACAUUUAUUGUGCAGUCAUACUUCGAUACUCUUUUGCGUUACGUGUUAUCAGUGACAUUCUGUGGAGCAGUUGUUUUGAAAGUUAUGACGUGUUAUGGACCAAAAGACACUCGUUAAGCGCAGAUGAAGUUCUAAGGUGCGUAUAACUGUGUACAUAUAUGGAGAGUUUGCCAGACACGAGUUCACAAUUUUUUGAUUGGAAACCUUGCCAGACACUCUUUCUCUCUCUUUGACCGGAAUAAGACUCAGCCCCAAACAAGCAAGACGAGUGAACAACGGCUAGCUUAUCACUAGCAGAACGAUGGACGAUUACAGAAAUUCGCUGACAAUCAAAUUCUGUGCUGACUUAUUCCCUGCUCACAGAUCAUGUCCUUCCGCUAUAAAAUUUAAAAUAAGACUAGAAUGCGCGAGCGUUAAUUGAUCAAACGUCCUUUUAAUUUCUAAGGCUUACUUUCCGGCAAAUAAAAUGAACGGAAUGUAAAAAGUGAAAGAGAAAUAGCGAAAAAUUCAACUUCUAAUUAAAUCUUUUCGUAUGGUUUAGAAUAAACUAUUCUCGAAACUGAGAAUGUUUUGAUCAAAGCUGUGUAAAUCGAAUUGAAACUGUGCAUGGAACCUUGCGUUUCCUGUAUUUAUCUCACCUAUCGUAUGGAAUAUGUGUGAAAAUCUUCAUUAUGAAUCGGUAUAUUUCAAAGAGCUACACAACGAGCAAGAAUACUAUUGACCGACAAUAUAUUCAAACGGAGGCAGCUGCUGUGUCAACUGUUACUAGUAGUAUUCAUUGGCUCCAAUCCCUCGACUAAUUCUUCAUAACCAACCGCCGUUUUAAUACCAUAUUUGGAAGAUGUAGGACUGAAUAUGCAUGAUCGAUUCUAUGGUAUAUUGCCUAUUAUUAAAAACUGACUCAUUGGAUAAUGCAAUUCUAGUGCUCUGAUUGGCUUAGCCAUCAUGGUACAUGAGCCAUUAUACCAUGCUCUCCAAAUAUGGUAAGAGUACGCGUCUGCUCAAAAUUAAAAACAAGCUGAAAAUCGGUUGUUUUUACAAAUAAAGUUGGGGAGAAUUCUCGAUACUGUUUUGUGGGCGUUUUUGAUGAAACAAUUAUUCUACUCGCCCUUGCUGGAUAUGAGAUGAUUAUAGCCAUCUCGGCGCUACGCGCCUCUUUGGCUAAUCUACCAUUUCAUAUCCAACGCGCACUCGUGGAAUAAUUGUUAAAUGACCCAUCGAUCAACCUCGAGCAGUUUCCUUUAAACUAUUUUUUGCUAAAAUUGCGACCGAGAAUUGCUAGCAAAUCAGUUUUGCGACNGUACAUGAGCCAUUAUACCAUGCUCUCCAAAUAUGGUAAGAGUACGCGUCUGCUCAAAAUUAAAAACAAGCUGAAAAUCGGUUGUUUUUACAAAUAAAGUUGGGGAGAAUUCUCGAUACUGUUUUGUGGGCGUUUUUGAUGAAACAAUUAUUCUACUCGCCCUUGCUGGAUAUGAGAUGAUUAUAGCCAUCUCGGCGCUACGCGCCUCUUUGGCUAAUCUACCAUUUCAUAUCCAACGCGCACUCGUGGAAUAAUUGUUAAAUGACCCAUCGAUCAACCUCGAGCAGUUUCCUUUAAACUAUUUUUUGCUAAAAUUGCGACCGAGAAUUGCUAGCAAAUCAGUUUUGCGACAGAUUGCGUGCAAUCCUGGAUAUAAGCGAACAGCUGACCUGGUUUAAGGAAAGUAACUAAACAGCUUUUAAACAAUUAGCUGAAAGGAAGCGAACAUACCGUCAGCUUUUGGCUGGGGGUACAGGUAAAAUAUCAUAUUUGGAAAUUGCUAAUCCAUACUGGACUGCACGGUAUGGGAGUCUGUUGUGUAAACCAUUCCGGCUCAUGUUUAAAAUUAGCUGUUAGGUAAAUUUUAAGCUUUGGUAUGAAUGGGGCAAACGGCGUGAUUUCAAUCCAGUACAAUCCUUGGCGCACGUUUUUUUAAUAGCGCACGAACAAAACGUUUAUUUUCUGAAAUGUUGAUAGUUUCAGAUGAAUUGUUAGUUUUACAAUGAAGGAGCAAUGAAUUUUUGUACAGAAAUUGAUUUUAUUUAAUUUUUACCCUUUUUGGCAUAUUUCCUACCAUACUAAUGUUGCGCAAAAGUGGGUAAUCUCAGAUAGCCCGUGAGGAGAAUCUUGUGUGCCGCUCGCAAAAUUGUUACCGCUAAGAUUUCUUACAAGAAUAGGGCUUUACUGAUAAACCAUGAGGCUAAUAUGGCUCGAUUUCGGCUGAGUUCCUUUUUAUUUGCGUUUUUUAUGUACCGAGACCGAGUUGCGGUCCAUAAAAACGCGAAAAAGAACCGGCCCAGUAUCCAUUCCUCUUGACCGAAGAUUUGGUAAAUCAAGGAUUUAUUACAUGGCCAAAAGGAAAUUGUUUCUCGCACAGACCACAGGAUUCGUUUCAUCUUGACGGGUCGUAAAACGGCCAGUCAUACAAUGUAGCCUCUUCACACUGGCUCACUAGUACACCGAGAUGGCGGCGAUUGACCAUCAUCUCAGCGAAAUGUUUAGAGGAAUCUCGCCAUGUCACGUCAUUUACCUGGCUGGGGUAUUUAUUACAUUAUUUUAAUUCUUACCAGGCGUUUGAUUGUCUUCGCCUAGAUAUUCUCAAAACUACUUGGGGAGGGGGAGGAGGUUGGAUGUAGUUGACCCCCAGGGCCCAGAAUGCCAAACUGGAUAGUCUUACAAACUUUUGGAGCAGAAUGUGACUGCUGUGAUGUCAUGUAAAAAACAGUUUGUUAAUUGACGAUCUAUCAUUCUUUAUCUGUUUAGAAUACCUUUCAUUACGAUUCAAAAUUGUGGACCAACAGGAAGAACUAUAAACCCUCUGCGGGAAAGACCCUGCUUGAUAAUCAAGAAACAAAAUUACCCACGUACUGGAGAACACCAUUCACUAAGAUCUGCCUCGCUAUGAAGAUUGACCACCAAGUUAAUUCGAUCGUCAUCAACAGACAAGCCAACUCCUUACACUCCCUGAUCGCUGACGGAAACUACCGUUCGACGUCACUGGGUCGUGACACCUGGAAGAAGCUGAUUGGCCAACAGGCAUCGCUACAGAGAAAUUGUAACCACGAAGGGUUCAAUUGUCCCGGGCGGCGAUACACUAGCAUUGUGAAAGCAAGAAUAGGUAUCAUAGGUAACCAAGAAAACAACUGUUAUACCCCUGACUCAUUCAUUGGGUUUGGUACUUCUUUUGAUCGUCAUUAUGAUAACAACACCUGUGGAAACGGGGUAGCCUGGGGUGCAGACAAUGGUGACAAAAACAUUAAAGCGAUGGGCUACAUCCUGGUUCAAUGA
This is a messenger RNA of Porites evermanni, 3602 nucleotides long. The record is from the annotation of a GenBank genome assembly. Lineage: Eukaryota; Metazoa; Cnidaria; Anthozoa; Scleractinia; Poritidae.